AUCUGAUCUCUUUGUCUCUUUCUCUUUAUCUCCUAGUGUAUUUCAAAUGUGCCACCAGCGCUUCCAGAAUUUUAUCUUCGCUGCUGAUAAUGUGAAAGACAUGAGCAAAUGGAUUAAUUGCUUAAUUGCUGCCAUUCAGAAACAUAAGAAAAAUGUUCAAAGUCAGCCAGACAAUGAAGAAGAAUGUUACAGUGAAACUGAAUCUGAGGAGGAAUCGUCCCGUUCACCACUUUCUCAUCGGAAGAAAGUCAAUACGAAAACUCAAUCAAACACACUUCCUCGAACAAAGGGGAAGCAGAACAGAGUGUCUGAGCCAGUUACCAUUUCACAAGCAGGGGGCAGUAAAAUUGCAGGAAAUGUAGAUGAGAUGGAUGAAAUGUUCCAUAGCCUGAAGAAAGGAGGAGUGUCUCUGAUUGGUCAGAAUCAGCCAACAACUCAUGACCAGCUACGUAAAUCCUUCAUCAAACGCAACAAAAACCCUGUUAUCAAUGAGAAGAUACACACACUCCGUGCCCUCCAGAGCACACUUAAGGCGAAGGAAGCAGAACUUCACCUGAUUAACAAGAUCCUGGACGACUCGAGUUCUCACCAACAGAAGUACCAUCAGUGGAAGGAGUUCAAUGAAGACCUGCUGCAGGACAUUGAGAGACAGUACAAACAGACGGUCUCGCCAAGCAUAGACACCGUGUCCAAAGACCAACAGUGA
Carassius auratus (goldfish) is the source of this 706-nucleotide messenger RNA. Its product is annotated as connector enhancer of kinase suppressor of ras 1-like. Lineage: Eukaryota; Metazoa; Chordata; Actinopteri; Cypriniformes; Cyprinidae. The transcript is spliced from 6 exons. The coding region runs from base 47 to 706 and encodes 219 amino acids. The record is from RefSeq and is a predicted model, not a curated record.